This is a messenger RNA of Ochotona curzoniae (black-lipped pika), 762 nucleotides long. RefSeq names its product E3 ubiquitin ligase TRIM40-like. The transcript is spliced from 5 exons. The coding region runs from base 1 to 762 and encodes 253 amino acids. Lineage: Eukaryota; Metazoa; Chordata; Mammalia; Lagomorpha; Ochotonidae. The record is from RefSeq and is a predicted model, not a curated record. Gene Ontology annotation, molecular function: zinc ion binding.
AUGGUUCCUUUGAGGGAGGAGGACCAAGGGGAGGGCAUCUGCCCCAUCUGCCAGGAGCAGCUGAGGGAGCCCACGGGCACCGAAUGUGGACACUUCUUUUGUCACACAUGCCUGGUCCAGCAUGCGGAGAAGGCCUCAGCCUCCAGGGUCCUCUGCUGCCCCCUCUGCCGGAAUCCCCUCUGUUCCGAGAGGAUUCUGGGGCCAGACUUGUUCUGUCCCAGCCACCAGAAGAGGAUAUGCAAGUUCUGCGAGAAGAACAGAUGUCUUCUGUGUGUACAGUGCUUGGAGUCCCCAGAGCACAAGGCCCAUUCAGAGCUCAGCCUUGAAAAUGCCAUCAGCCACUACCAGGAGCGACUCAACCGCCGCAGCAGGAAGCUCAGAAAAUAUAUCACAAAACUGGAGUGCAAAGCUCAGGAGGAGCAGAAACAGCAGACCAACCAGUUUCAGGUAAACCCUGGGAUCCAAAGACUGGAGGCUGAGCUAGAAAGCCAGUGCCAGGCCAAUGAGCAGCUGGAUGCCUUCACUGAGCAGGAGCUGGGCCAGCUGCAGGAUACACCGGCUGAGGUGGCCAGACUCCCCAUCCUCUCCCAAGCAAUACUGCAGCUUAACAGCCUGGUCGCCAUUAUGGAAAGGACAGCCCAGGAGCUACAGGCCAGCACACUGAAGGAUGCCAGUGACUUGUUGAACAGGAGUGCUCCACACAAACUACAGGCUAUUUACCAUAUGUUGAAGUCUGAAAAGAGUCAGGAAGACAUUGCUUAG